Molecule: messenger RNA, 1139 nt
Organism: Lindgomyces ingoldianus
Lineage: Eukaryota; Fungi; Ascomycota; Dothideomycetes; Pleosporales; Lindgomycetaceae
Product: NAD(P)-binding protein
Exons: 2
Coding region: 120-1139 (339 amino acids)
Source: RefSeq, a predicted model, not a curated record
CCCAGAUCAACAGAGCCUUGGCCAUCCCAUUCAAAGUCCAUAUAAAGAUCGAACUGCCAUAGAAACUUGAGUGACUCCUCGAAACUAAGUUCCCAAAAACAAUCCAUAACACUAUAACAAUGGACCGACAAACUGUCUUAAUCGUUGGUGGAGCUGGUGCCCAGGGAAUCCCCAUCGUCAAAGGCAUCGACCCCAAAUACGCCGUCCGCGUCCUAACCCGUAACCCGGACUCCGACACCGCAAAAGACCUCCUCACUCUCCCCAACGUCAGCAUCGCUGCCGGCGAUGCCUCCAACGAAUCCGACCUCCGCAGAGCCUUCCAAGGCGUCGACCUCGCCUUCGUCAACACUAACAGCUUCGCGCUCGGCAUCCGCGCGGAAAUUUUCUGGGGCAUGAGGAUCUUUGAAAUUGCGGUGGAAAGCGGAGUCAAGCAUUACGUCUGGUCUGCGCUCGAAGACACGUUGGCGCUUUCCGGGUAUGAUGAAGCGUGUCGAGUUGGACACUAUGAGGGGAAGAGUCGGGUGACGGAGUGGAUGAAGGCGAAGUCGCAGACGCCAAUGAAGUGGAGCGUGAUUACUACUGGUCCCUAUAUUGAGAUGUUGCACGAGCUGUUCCGGCCGGUGAAGGAGGAGAAUGGGACGUGGGUGUUUCAGUUCCCACUAAAGGAUGGUGCGAUCCCAUUCGUGCAUCUUGAGGAUGUGGGGAAGGCGGUUAAGUGGCUCCUUGAUCACCCUGAAGAGGCUGCUGGUAUGAACUUGAAGACGACUGUGGAACACGCAAGUGGAACGAUCAUCGCUUCGGCCUUCACUGCUGUCACGGGACAGCAGGCUCGCUACGAGCCGAUAUCGAUUGAGCAAUGGUUCCAGGUCACUCCGCCGGGUCCCCCGUCAUACAAGAUGGGGUCAGGAUACGAAGGAAACAGUGCAGAGGAUCCGACGCUGUUGACCAUCGAGCAGAAUUUUGGGAAUUGGUGGCACCUGUAUCAGAGGUCUGGAGGUAACCAAGGACUCAUCAAGACUGAUUAUGGACUAUUAGACAAAAUCUUCCCGAAUAGAGUCAAGAGCGUGGAGGAGUGGAUGAAGAAGGUUCAGUACACUGGGGAGAGGAGGCUUGUGAUUAAGAACUAUAAUGGCCGUUGA